Molecule: messenger RNA, 885 nt
Organism: Engraulis encrasicolus (European anchovy)
Lineage: Eukaryota; Metazoa; Chordata; Actinopteri; Clupeiformes; Engraulidae
Product: integumentary mucin C.1-like
Exons: 3
Coding region: 28-714 (228 amino acids)
Biological process (GO): immune response
Cellular component (GO): extracellular region
Molecular function (GO): chemokine activity
Source: RefSeq, a predicted model, not a curated record
AUACAGUACAGCACAGUAUAGGGCAGGAUGCGGCCCAAUGUGGUCACCACUCUAUUCUGCAUCGUGGUGUGCUUCACCACUCUCUGUGAAUCAAACGUGCCAACUGUGGAGAACUGCUGUACAAAAACAAGCACCACCACAGUACCAGUCACCAAGCUGAAGCAGUUCACCGUCCAUAAAGCAGGGUUAUGUGAUAUUGAGGCUGUCAGAUUUGAAACUUUAGCCGGCAUAGUAAUAUGUUCAGAUCCAAAGUCAGCAUGGGCCCAGCAUGCCAUGAAAUACUUGAGUAGGAUACCAGUCCCUGCCACAACACCAUCCACCACACCUACAACCUCUACUCGGACCAAGCCAGCCACCAAGCCUCCUACCACUUUCAAACCUUCAAGCCCUACAUCCACACCACCACCAUCAACCACCACAUCAACCACUAAGUCUCCAACUAAGGAUCGCGCGACUACACCUUCAAGCCGUGCACCCUACACUCCAUCACCAGAGUCCUCAGUUGAAACAAGGAGCACAUCCCCACAGCCCGUCAUCAAUGACAGGAAGGAGCCAAUAUCGUCAUCACCAACAACAUGUACACCAUCACCAUCCACCACUGCGUCACGGACAGUUAAAUUGCCAACUUUUUUGGAAAGGAGAAAGAACAGGCGAAAGAAACCUGGAUUAAGGUCAAGACAAACACGGAAAAUUAAAUGGACGAACCCCAAAUAAAGAAGAAAUGACUGUCCUCAUUGGGUCAAACUUCUCAUGUCUGAGAGCUGUGCUGUGUUUCAGAUGUAUGACGGGAAUUAUGUCUUUAAGUUAUAUCAAUCUUCAAGUUUCUUUUGUAUCAGACAUGAAACUUCCGUCUUCAUCUGAUGAAGACAGAAAUUUCACAGUCGA